This is a messenger RNA of Macrosiphum euphorbiae (potato aphid), 1146 nucleotides long. NCBI's taxonomy places the organism in Eukaryota, Metazoa, Arthropoda, Insecta, Hemiptera, Aphididae. The record is from the annotation of a GenBank genome assembly.
AUGUCUCAUAUUGGUAAAUUCGGACUACACGGAGGAAACUUUAAGAAACCGCCUCAGCGAAAAACUAGAUUGAACCGUUCAUAUGAAGAGUUGACUCCUAUAUCUUGGAGUGAGUAUUUUGAACACAAACGCUUUGUUGACAUUGAUGGUAACAAGUUUGCGACCUACUCACUGGGCAAUGCUGAAUCCGUGCUGAUUGUCUUGCUCCACGGCGGGGGGUUUAAUGCUCUCACAUGGUCUCUUUUCGCUAAACAUUUAGUAAAACAAUGUGAAUGCCAAGUUUUAGCAGUUGAUCUUCGCGGGCAUGGGAAUUCAUUUACAACAGAUGAUAAUGAUUUAUCUAUGACAACUUUUACUAGCGAUAUCAUAAGUUUAUUACGUAAAUCAUAUCCAGACAAAAUGCCAUCAAUAGUUUUAAUGGGCCAUAGUCUUGGAGGAGCUAUUGCUGUAAAUAUUGCUUCUACAGCAGAAUCAGAUCUGCCUAUUAUUGGUUUGGUUGUUAUCGAUGUAGUUGAAGGUUCAGCAAUGGAAUCAUUAGCUAGUAUGCAAAGUUUUUUGAGGAGUCGUCCAAAAUUGUUUAAAAGUUUAAUGGAUGCUAUUUCAUGGGGAAUGGGAAAUGGUCAUAUAAAAAACGAAGAAUCUGCCAGAGUUUCCAUUCCAGGACAGAUAAAAAAUAUUGCCACUGGUAAACUUGGUACGGACGAAUUUGAAGAACCAACAAUUGAGACUCCAGUAUUAACAGAAGCUAUUUCAGAACCUCAAUAUUCAAUAGAUUCUAUUAUAGAAGAUGAAGAGUGUGGUGCAUCUUCAUUUUCUAAUGAAAAAUCAUUGGGCAAUUAUACAUGGAGAAUUGAUUUGUGUAAGACAGAAAAACAUUGGCCAGGAUGGUUUCAAGGACUUUCAAAAAAAUUCUUAUCUAUACAUGCUCAAAAAUUAUUAUUACUGGCUAACAUUGAUCGUAUGGACAAAGAUUUGACUGUUGGUCAAAUGCAAGGUAAAUUUGAAAUGCAAGUGUUAACUAGAGUUGGACAUGCUGUACAAGAAGAUGAUCCAGAAAAAGUCGCAAGUAUCUUGUCAAAUUUUUUGGUACGAAACAAAUUUGCUAAUCCAACAGGCGAUUUUGUUCGUAUUCUUCCUGGCUGUUAA